CACACUUGGAGCAUGCUCCUGGGGGAUCCCAGGGGGUGGGGUACGGUGCUGCCUGCCCUGAGGUGCCCCAGCAGGUGCCCCACCCCCUCGAACCCUCCUUUCCCCUGAAGCCCCUGCCUCCAGGCCCAAGUCCCCAGGGCCCCUCUCCAGGCCCCACAGUGCUCGUCCCCCACAGGUUCGGGCGGAAGCCGGCGCUGAGCUGGUGCUCCCUGCAGGUGGCUUUGGCCAACACCAGCACCAUCUUUGCUUCCAAUUUCCUCAUCUACUGUGGCCUCCGGUUCCUGAGCGCUUUUGGAGUGGCCGGCAUCAUCAUGACCCCGGUGACGCUCAUGGUGGAGUGGACCACAACCCGCAGGAGGGCCGUCACCAUAACAAUGCUGGGAUGCUCCUAUAGCCUGGGCCAGAUGACCCUGGGGGCCCUGGCCUUCACCCUGCGGGACUGGCGGGCUCUCCAGCUGGCCGUGUCGAUGCCCUUCUUUGCCAUCUUCCUGAUCUCCUGGUGGCUGCCGGAGUCUGCCCGAUGGCUGAUUAUUGUGGGCAAACCGGAACAAGCGCUCCAGGAGCUCAAAAAGGUGGCCAGGAUAAACGGCCACAAGGAAGCCACAAAGUCACUGACCGUCGAGGUGCUCAUGACCAGCAUGCACGAGGAGGAGGAGGGGGCCUCUAAGAAGGCCCGCAGGUCAGUGCUGGACCUGUUUCUCAUGCCCGUGCUCCGCUGGAGAAGCUGCAGCAUGUUCCUGGUGAGCUUCUCCCAAAUGAUCUCCUACUACGGACUGGUCCUCGACCUGCAAAACCUGGGGAGUGACAUCUUCCUCCUCCAGGUCCUCUUCGGAGCUGUGGACUUACUGGGCCGGGCCACCACCACUUUCUUGUUCAGCUUCUUGGGCCACCGCACGACCCUGGCCAGCUUCCAGAUCAUGGCUGGCCUCUCCAUCCUGGCCAACAUACUGGUCCCACAAGAUUUGCAGACCCUGCGCUUGGUCUUCGCCGUGCUGGGAAAAGGAUGCUUUGGCAUAAGCUUAACCUCUAUCUCUGUCUACAAGCCUGAACUCUACCCAACUGCGCUGCGGAUGACAGCAGAUGGCUUCCUGCAGUCGGCAGGUCGUCUGGGGGCUGUGACGGGGCCCCUAAUCAGGAUGACUCGCCCGGCCGUGCCCCUGCUGGCCCCCGUCUCCUACGGUGUCAUCCCCAUCGCUUCCAGCCUCAUCCUCCUGCUCUUUCUCCCGGAGACCAAGGGGCUUCCACUUCCUGACACCAUCCAGGACCUGGAGAGCCAGAAAUCGGCAGCAGCCAAGGGCAAGCAGCAAGAGGUGGCCAUUACAGAGAGUACCUGGUUCUAGCAAUUCUGCCUGCGAGGAGCCCCUUUGGCUGAAGAUCCCCACGAAAGAACUUGCCUCCUCUCCAGUGGAGGGAGGAAGCAAUCUGGAGAACCUUGAGGGCCUAUAGCAUGGCUGAUGCUGGGGCAGCUGGGCUGAGGGGCAGCAUUGAGGCUGAAGGCUGCUUUCCCUGCUCACUUCUCUUCCCCCCACCUCAGCCCUGCAGAGGCCUGGCCCCGUCGACAAGAUGGGUUCUGUCCCCUCCCUGCCAGGCUCCCAUCUUCACACCUUCACUCAAAACUCCUGACUCACUUCACUGAACCGGAAGCUGCAGGUUUCUCACCUCCGAGCUACCAGAGUGGAUCCUAGGACAAAAAAGGAAGGAUCUGGACAGACCUGAGUCCCAACCCCUCCCCCACCAUUUGCAGAGUCCUCCUCUGUAAAACGGAAAUGAUUAUGGAAUCUACCUCCCCGGGGAGGGGGUCCGGGGGUGAUAGGUUAACAGAUCUUAGCACAGACCAGAGUCCAACACAUAGAACCUUCUAGCGGAGCUGCCAGCCUCAGGUGUUCAGGUUGUGCUCUGCCUGAGGCAGCAGCUGAUGCAGGACACGUUGGGCUACGUGCAGGAACAGCGGGAACCACCAGGGCCUGUGGGAGGCAGACUUUGUAGCACCAAGAGGGCAGAGUGAUCCCUGGUUCCCAAGGGAGGAUGUGAUUGAUGUGUCUGAGGAAUCCCACCCGUUACCAGGGAACUGAGGCCCCCUGCUCAGGAAUAACAGGAAUGGCCCUUGGUUGCUUGACAAUAAGUGUUGUUUGCUAUGGGACCCUAUCCACAGGAGCAGGUGGGGCAGGACUUGCAGUUUGGCCAUUUGAGACCCUCCUGGUUUCCCUACAUGUCAAGGCAGCACAUCAUACUGGGCCUUAGUUUGAGGCCUUACAUCACAGGGGCACCCUUCGGUUGUCCAUCUCAAGGGGUCACCUUUGCCUAAUUCACACAAAGACCUUCCCUGUGCUGGCAGCAGCCCAUGCUGCUAAAACUGUGGGAUCACUGAGGCUGACCACCUACUUUAGAGGUAAGAAAACUAAAACUCAGAGAGGUGGAGUGACAUGCUUGGAGUCCCAUGGCUGAGCCCUGGCCAGGAGGCCGGGCUCCCAGUCCAGAGCUCUUUCCAGCACACCAGGCUCCUCACCCUCACCUCCAGACCUCCAGGCCUGACAUCUGCAGCCCUGUCACAGAGUUACUCCCACACCCUUCCCUGGAGAGCCAGACCCUCUAGGCAACUGCCCACUCUCCUUGGAUGACUCGGAAGCCUCAAGCCAUAGGUUUCCCAUCCCAGGCAUCCCCAUUUCCCUCUGUCAAAUCCAGUGCACACCAGGCCAAUCAAACACAAUUCAAAUCAAAUCCUCUGUCUGCUUAAAACCUUCUGGUGGCUCAAGAUAAAGACCACACUUCCCCCACCAAUAGGCUCCCAUGGUUCUCUAGCCUUGCUUCACAUGUAAUAAAUGUUUAAAAAUUCAAAUCA
Molecule: messenger RNA, 2839 nt
Organism: Leptonychotes weddellii (Weddell seal)
Lineage: Eukaryota; Metazoa; Chordata; Mammalia; Carnivora; Phocidae
Source: RefSeq, a predicted model, not a curated record